AUGCUCAUUCCACCCUUGUUCCCCCUUCUUGCUCGCUCCCAAUUCGUUCAGAAUGUGUGGAUCGAAAGCUAUGAUCCCACGAUUGAAGACUCCUAUCGAAAGCAGAUUGAGGUCGAUGGCCGGCAAUGUAUUCUGGAAAUACUCGAUACGGCAGGGACCGAGCAGUUCACCGCUAUGAGGGAGCUUUACAUGAAGCAAGGUCAAGGCUUUCUGCUCGUAUUCUCUAUCACCAGCAUGUCAUCCUUGAACGAGUUGUCCGAGCUGAGAGAGCAGAUUAUCCGGAUAAAGGAUGAUGAAAAAGUCCCCAUUGUCAUUGUGGGCAACAAAUCCGAUCUGGAGGAAGACCGCGCCGUUCCGCGAGCUCGAGCAUUCGCACUUUCCCAGAGCUGGGGUAAUGCUCCCUACUAUGAAACUUCAGCGCGUAGGAGAGCGAACGUCAACGAGGUCUUUAUUGAUCUUUGCCGGCAGAUAAUCAGAAAAGACAUGCAGGGAAACUCGUCCAGUGGCUCCGACAAUUCAGCGAGAAAGCGUGAAGGCGCCGGUCGUUACGAUAAGAAGAAAGAAAAGAAACGACGAAAGGGCCCCUGCGUUAUCUUAUAA
Molecule: messenger RNA, 600 nt
Organism: Aspergillus udagawae
Lineage: Eukaryota; Fungi; Ascomycota; Eurotiomycetes; Eurotiales; Aspergillaceae
Product: putative RAS small monomeric GTPase (Rsr1)
Exons: 6
Coding region: 1-600 (199 amino acids)
Biological process (GO): signal transduction
Cellular component (GO): plasma membrane
Molecular function (GO): GDP binding; GTP binding; GTPase activity
Source: RefSeq, a predicted model, not a curated record